This is a messenger RNA of Fraxinus pennsylvanica, 306 nucleotides long. The record is from the annotation of a GenBank genome assembly. NCBI's taxonomy places the organism in Eukaryota, Viridiplantae, Streptophyta, Magnoliopsida, Lamiales, Oleaceae.
AUGAUCCCCAUUUGGCAGCCUUUGGAGACUGAGGCACGAAUUAAAGAUGACGGGAAUCCAACUUCAAGAGGCUCCAGUUUCAGUCAUACUAAUUUUUACUCAAUGGUGGGGGAUGCCCAGAACUCAAACUUGGGUGCAAAUGAUGAUUAUGGGCUUCCAUCUUCAAGAGGGCCAACUCCAAGACCUUCAACUUUUGAGGAGGAAACUAAAGAUAAUGCGAAUAAGUCAAGAUUUUACCAUGGAAAAACACAAUAUCCAGCUCCAAACCCAGGAGAAAUGUUAUGGAUCCUUAAAGACACCAGUUAG